Molecule: messenger RNA, 1855 nt
Organism: Cuculus canorus (common cuckoo)
Lineage: Eukaryota; Metazoa; Chordata; Aves; Cuculiformes; Cuculidae
Gene: RTKN
Product: rhotekin
Biological process (GO): mitotic cytokinesis; septin ring organization; actomyosin contractile ring assembly
Cellular component (GO): actomyosin contractile ring
Source: RefSeq, a predicted model, not a curated record
ACAGAGAGGCACACAGAGGCGCAGCUGCGCGGUGCCUGCGGCAUUGUCCCCGGUGCCAGGCUCAGCGUGGCACGCGCGUCCCGGCGUCCCCGCGGCAGCGUUGGCCUCUGCCGGACGUUCCCCGGUUGUGGCGGCUCUCGGCACCAUGCUGUGCCGCAGCCAGUGCGGCCGCGCGACCGUGGCGCGGGGCUCGGCGCUGGAGAUGGAGAUCCGGCGCGGGCGCUGCCGCCUCAGCGUCCUCGACGACUGCGCCCAGGACACGGAGAUGCAGCGGCAGAUGGAGCGGGAGCUGCGGCUGCGGGAGGGCGCGUGCAAGCUGCUGGCGGCGAGCAGCCGGCCCGAGCAGGCGCUGGGCGCGGCCAAGAGCCUGCUGGUGUGCAACGCCCGCCUGCUGGCCUGCAUGGCCGAGCUGCAGCGCAGGAAGGAGGCGCAGCUGCUGCGCCGCGCCGCGCGGCGCCCCUCGGACACCGGCGCCGGGGACGAGCGCCUGCCGUGCCGCGGCACCGUCUGCAUCUCCGAUCUGCGCAUCCCCCUGAUGUGGAAGGACACGGAAUACUUCCGGAACAAAGGGGAACUGCACCGCGUGGCUGUGUUCCUGCUGCUGCAGUUGGGGGCCGAGGUGGUGGACACCCCCCUACUCGUGGCCGACCGCACCCGCACCGACCUCUGCUUCGACAGCCCCCUCCUCUUCUCGGAGGCGGGUCCGGAUUUCGAGCUGAAGGUGGAGCUGUACAGCGCGGGGUUGGGGGGCGAUGGGGCGCCGGGCAGUGCCCCCCGCAAGUUGGCCACCCGGCUCAGCACCUCGCUGGGGCGCUCGGCGGGGAAGCGCGCGCGCGCCGCCAUGGAGGGGGGCCCCGGCAGCCCCCCCGGUAACGGCAGCACCGGAGCGCUGCUGCUGCCGACCCCCAGCGUGCCGGGCCCCAAAUUCCAUCUCCUGGCGCACACCGUCCUCUCCCUCGCUGAGGUGCAGGAUGGGUUCCGCACACACGCCUCUCCAUCGCCGAGCGCGUGUUGGCUGCCGCUCUACGGGAGCAUGUGCUGCCGCCUCGCCGCGCAGCCCCGCUGCAUGGCACUGCCCGUCCGCAGCGGCUUCCUGCGGCUCCAGCACCCCGGGGCCGAGGCGCCCAGCGGGGAACGGCUCUUCUGCGUCCUGCGCGGCACCGACCUCCUGUGCUACCGCGAGCCCGGCGACGCCGAGGCCGGACUGGAACCAGCGCUCACCAUCGCCGUCAACAAGGAGACGCGGGUGCGGGGCACGGAGCGGGAGGGCCGCGGGCAGCCCCCCGGGAUGGCGGUCACCAACUGCCUCGGGGGCGAAGAGGUGACCCACACGCUGCUGGCGGAGAGCCGCGCCGAGGCCCAGCGCUGGAUGGAGGCCUUCUGGCAGCACUUCUACGACAUGAGUCAGUGGAAGCAGUGCUGUGAGGAGCUGAUGCGGAUCGAGGUGCCGCCCCCGCGCCCGCUGCCGCGCCAGGGAUCGCUCUACCACGAGAUGGGUGAGUGGGGGGCCGGGGGGGCUCUGUGCCUCUGCUCCGGCUCGGCUCGCUGCCGGCGCCCGCUCCUGCGCCUAACGCUGCUCUUCUCUCCGCUGCCCGGACCCCCUGACCCACAUUUCUCCAUGCGCCCCAUUUCUCCAUGCGCCCCAUUUUUCCAUGUGCCCCAUUUCUCCAUGCGUCCCCCAUCUCUGCCCCAUCUCUCUCUCUCCAUGCGCCUUCCAUCUCUCCCUCUCCACCACCUCUCUCCUCAUCUCUCUCUCUCCCCAUCUCUCCAUCUCUGCUUCCUCUCUCUGCCCCCCGAGAACGCCGUCUCGGCCGAGAUCCGCGCGCUGCUCUCCUCCUAUUACAGCGACAGGUGA